AUGCCUACUUCAGCAGCAGACCUGGAAAGGGGAGCGGGGUGUCGAAGCGGAGCUCCAGGGCAGGUCGAAGAUAUUGAAAAGCUACCACAGGAUGCUCAUUUGGCUGAAAGAGAGGAGCCAACAUCAAUAUUCAAAGGCCUAGGCAUCCUGGACAGGUUUCUUGCUGUUUGGAUCUUUCUAGCGAUGGCGAUCGGGAUCAUACUCGGAAAUUUUGUUGAUAAUAUAGGGCCUGCAUUGCAGAAGGGUGCUCUUGUGGGUGUUUCGCUGCCAAUUGCCAUCGGAUUGCUUGUCAUGAUGUACCCAAUUCUGUGCAAAGUACGCUUUGAAUCUUUGCAUCAAGUGUUCAGGACCCGUGAGAUAUGGAUUCAGAUGGCUUUUAGUAUAUUCAUAAACUGGAUAAUUGCACCGUUUCUUAUGCUGGCUCUCGCUUGGGCAUUUUUACCAGAUGAACCUGAACUGAGGGAGGGACUUAUACUGGUCGGCCUAGCACGGUGCAUUGCGAUGGUUCUUAUCUGGACAGGUCUUGCGGGAGGGGAUAACGAAUAUUGCGCAAUAUUGGUCGCCGUCAAUUCAUUAUUGCAAAUGGUGCUCUUUGCUCCCCUUGCGCUAUUAUUUAUCAAAAUAAUCAGCCAUUCAGAGGGCACGAUCCCACUGUCCUACUCGGUUGUCGCAAAGAGUGUUGCUGUAUUCCUAGGAAUACCUCUUGGCGCUGCCAUAGUUACUCGAUUCACACUGCGGAAGAUCGGCGGGCCUACCUGGUACGACAAUGUAUUCACCAAGUGGCUUAGUCCAUGGUCCUUGAUUGGGCUGCUGUUCAUCAUCCUGGCUCUAUUUGCUUCCCAGGGAAAGCAGGUCGUCCAUCAAAUUGUGUCCGUUGUUCGGGUUGCUGCACCUCUCCUGGUAUAUUUCAUCAUCGUGUUUUUCUGCACGCUAUACAUCACUUAUAGACUAGGCUUCGGGUAUCGAUUGUCAACCACGCAGAGUUUUACCGCGGCGAGUAACAACUUUGAGCUCGCCAUCGCAGUUGCAAUUGCAACGUUUGGUGCCGACAGUAGCCAAGCGCUAGCAUCCACCGUCGGUCCGUUGAUAGAGGUUCCUGUGCUGCUCGGCCUGGUUUAUUUUGCGCGAUUUAUCGCUAAGAGGAUGAACUGGAAACCCUAG
Messenger RNA from Nannizzia gypsea CBS 118893, 1161 nucleotides. Its product is annotated as arsenite resistance protein arsB. Gene Ontology annotation, molecular function: antiporter activity; antimonite transmembrane transporter activity; arsenite transmembrane transporter activity. NCBI's taxonomy places the organism in Eukaryota, Fungi, Ascomycota, Eurotiomycetes, Onygenales, Arthrodermataceae. Bases 1 to 1161 code for a protein of 386 amino acids. Gene Ontology annotation, biological process: antimonite transmembrane transport; arsenite transport. The transcript has 4 exons. Gene Ontology annotation, cellular component: plasma membrane. The record is from RefSeq and is a predicted model, not a curated record.